Solea solea (common sole) is the source of this 5949-nucleotide messenger RNA. RefSeq names its product MAM and LDL receptor class A domain containing 1 (gene malrd1). Lineage: Eukaryota; Metazoa; Chordata; Actinopteri; Pleuronectiformes; Soleidae. Gene Ontology annotation, cellular component: membrane. The transcript is spliced from 33 exons. The record is from RefSeq and is a predicted model, not a curated record. Bases 134 to 5584 code for a protein of 1816 amino acids. Gene Ontology annotation, molecular function: protein binding.
UCCAAGUGGAAUAGUACACGGUGAAGCAAAGCUCUACCUCAACCAGAGAUUUAAGCCCAUGGCAUGACAAAAUGGAUUUUGUUGGAGGGGAAAAUAAUAAGGAGUUCUAGUUAAAGGACACAGGAACAGGAUUAUGACGUUGCCGGGUUUGGUGUGGCAGCUGUUUGCCUUCAAUCUGGUGUUCACGCCUGAGUGGGUCCGUGGGUUUACCUGCACUCAGGGUUUGUCAUGUGAGGAUUGUGUGUGUGACUUUACUGACAACUGUGGAGAUGGCUUCAAUGAGGAAAACUGCCCUGGAUAUCAGAGGUGUAACUUUGAGGUGGGAUUCUGUGAAUUCACUCAAAGCUCGGAGACGUUUUCUGAAUGGACCAGAACAAAUGAAGUCCCCGGACUCGAACAUGAGCACACCAACAACACAUCAGCGUACUUCCUGUCUUUGUUACCUGUUGGAGGAAACAGAACCACAGCAGACCUGACUGGCCCUGUUUUCCAGCCCAGUCAGACUUGUCAGAUGAGUUUCUAUUAUUACGUCGCGGCCACACAUGGAGAUCUGCAGGUCCUGGUUCAAUCUCAUCCUCUGGCUCAGAGCACAGUGUUGUGGAAACACUCACAACAACCACAGACGGAAACAUGGCAGCCGACCGUGAUUCACUUUGCCAGCAAUCACAGUUUUCAGGUUGUUGUUCGUGGGGAGUUUUCACCCGACAGUGAAGUCUCUGAGGUCCUGGCCAUCGACGACCUAUCCUUCAGUCCCGGCUGUCUGACUGUGACCGAGAGCAGUUUGCCCCCUCCCACCGCUUGCCCUCCCUCGUGGUUCGCCUGUGGUGGUGGGAAUUGCAUCAAGAAUAGCAAAGUGUGCGAUUUCACCCCAGACUGUCCCCACGGAGAGGAUGAAGCCAGCUGCCCCUCUGUGUGUGAUUUUGAGGACGGGUCCUGCGGCUGGUACGAGCUCACUCUUGGCGAUGGCUUUGACUGGGUCAGGGGGUCAUCUGUGGAGGUGCCGUCUGACUACUACAACCACGCACCGCCUUUGGACCACUCCACAAACAGCACAGAAGGCCACUUCAUGUUUAUAUUUAAGAACAGCAGCAGUCUUUAUCCGAGAGCCAUUCUUCGAGGACCGUGGUUCCAACAGUCGGCCGCUGGCUGUACCAUGACCUUCUGGCAUUACAACUCAGGCAUAUCAGUGGGGGCUGCUGACAUGUACCUUCGAAUCAACGAAAGCCACAACAACACCAUCAUAUGGAGAACUUUAUAUGACCAGGGACCUCUUUGGCACCAGGUGACCGUGCAGCUGGGACGCAUCACCCAGCCCUUCCAGAUUGCUCUAGCUAAGAUCAGCCUUGGUGUGUUUGAUGGGUUCUCCGCCUUGGAUGACAUCACCUUCAAAAACUGUUCGAUGCCUCUUGCAGUAGACAAGUGUCCCCCGCACACACAUUUCCACUGCGUGCACACCAAAGCCUGUGUGGAGCACCUGCAGCUGUGUGACCUUGUGGACGACUGCGGAGAUGGAUCAGAUGAGGAAGGAUGUUCUCCAGAGCUGCAGUGUAACUUCGAGCACGGGCUGUGCAGCUGGAAGCAGGAGCAGAGUGGAGGAGAUGUGUUCGACUGGACUCGCAUCCAAGGUCCCACUCCCUCAAUAAACACAGGACCCUGGAAGGACCACACACUGGGCACCAGCCUAGGCCACUAUCUCUACAUCGAGUCAUCUAUCCCGCAAGAGUUUAAGGACACGGCGGUGUUACUGAGCCGAGUUUUCCAACCCACGCACCUGCAAGGCAAGGACCCUUCCAGGUCCCGCCACUACUGUGUUUUCCGCUUUCAUUACCACAUGUUUGGAUCCCAGGUGUUCCGUCUGGCAGUGUACCUGAGGACCACAGCCACAGGACGUGGUCUCAUGCUGUGGGUACGAUAUGGAGACCAAGGAAACUUAUGGAACAGAAAGACUCUCUACCUCAACAGUGCUCGCCCUUUCCAGAUUUUGAUUGAAGGUACCGUUGGAGAUGAUUUCAAUGGAGACAUUGCCAUUGAUGACCUCUCCUUCCUGGACUGUCUACCAUAUGAAGGAGAGCUCCCCACGGUGAAUACCACUAACCCUACAGUGACCUCUCCACCUUCUACUGUCCUGCCUCACAGCUGCCCUGAUGGAGAGUUUGUUUGUGGGACACACGGGGAGUGUGUUCCCCAGAGCAAAGAGUGUGACUUCAGAACUGACUGCUCUGAUGGCUCCGAUGAACUAAACUGUGUGAAGGAACAAUGUGACUUUGAAGGCAGUGACACUUGUGGUUGGAGGAGCAUCCAUCCCUCUUUGGUCCUAAUCCAUGAAUUUCGCUGGUCCCCUGAUCAAGGGGAGAGCAUCCAUGAUGGAGAGCAAUACGAUCGGCCUGUUCAUGACCACACACUAGGCAGUCCUGAGGGUUGGUACAUGUAUGCAGACAGUUCAAAUGGUGGCUAUGGUCAAACCGCUGACCUUCUCACUCCCAUCAUCUCCUCCACUGGGCCUCAUUGCACACUCAUCUUCUGGUACCACAUGAGUGGAUUCACUGUGGGCUCACUGCAGGUGCUGCUAAUGCACGGAAAUGUCACUCAUGAGGUCUGGUCUCAGACUGGUAACCAAGGCAACAAAUGGAGACGAGGAGAGGUUUUUCUGGGGUUAUCAAACAACUUCCAGGUGGUUUUCAGAGCUAAGCGAGGCAUCAGUUACAUGGGAGAUGUGGUGAUAGAUGACGUCAGCUUCCUGCACUGUUCCCCUCCACUUACUUCAGAUCAGCCGUGUACACCUGAGCAGUACGCCUGUGCAAACGGCCACUGCAUCCCUCAGGACGACCUUUGUGACUUCAUUAACCACUGCGGGGACAACUCUGAUGAGGACCCCUACAUCUGCAAGGGCUUUAGUGGACGCUGCAGUUUUGAAUUUGAUCUUUGUUCCUGGCGCCAGAGUCGAGGGGAUGACUUUGACUGGCUCAUCAAAGCGGGCAGCACUCCGACAGUUGGCACCGGGCCGUCCAGUGACCACACCCUAAGAGACCCCUCAGGGCACUACCUCUACCUUGAAAGCUCUUUUCCACACUCAGUCGGACACAUAGCCCGUAUAUCUGGACCCAUGCUAAGCCACAGGAGCUCACAGUGCAAGAUGCGUUUCUACAUUCACAUGUCCGGCGACGGCAUCGGGACGCUCAGCGUCUUCAGGAAAACUGAAGGGAAUCUCCAUCUUCUACUGAACCUGACGGGAGACCAGGGCAACUACUGGCAGAUGAGGGAAAUCCCUCUGAGCCACACCACAGACUUCCAGGUCACGUUUGAGGGCAAAGUGGGCCACAGCUCGAAGGGUGACGUCUGCUUGGAUGACAUCACGUUCUCUCCUGGAUGUCUGCUUACCUCCUCUGCUGGAUUUGAGGAAAACACUCCUGCAACUCCUGCAGGCUCUUGUCCUUCAGGCUUCCUGCAGUGUGAAAAUGGCCAAUGUUUCACUGCAGGGCAGAGUUGUGACUUUGCAGAGGACUGUGGCGAUGGUACCGAUGAAAAGGACUGUGGGACUUCCUGCUCCUUUGAGAAUGGUCGCUGUGGCUGGAAGAGCUCCCUGGCGGAUAAUUUCGAUUGGACGCUCGGGACUGGAUCGGUCCAAAGCAUACGGCCUCCAUAUGACCACACGUUAAUGGAUGAAAACGGUCAUUUCGUCUAUCUGGAAGCUACACCAGUGGGACUCAAAGGUGAUAAAGCUCACAUCCGAAGCUCCAUUUGGAAGGAGUCUAGUGCCGUCUGCAAGCUUGCUUUCUGGUACUACAUUUCCCACAAGGCAUCAGGCACCAUCCGACUGCUGAUCAAGACGGACAAUGAUUUGUUGGAAGUGUGGAAUAAAACGGGGCACCAGGGGAAUAAGUGGAACCGAGCUGAGGUCCCUCUGAGGAAGCUGAGGAACUUUGAAGUGAUAUUUGAGGGCAUUCGUGCAAUGGACGUGAGCGGAGGAACUGCUCUGGACGACCUGGAGUUCAUAGACUGUGCCCCAAACUCUGUGGUGCCAGUCAUCUGUCCUGCAGUCACAGACUUUGUGUGUCACAGUGGCGAUUGCAUCGAAUCCCACCUGGUGUGCGACAAUAAGCCAGACUGUGCUGAUGAAUCCGAUGAGAUGGAUUGUGACCUUGGAGGCGACUCUCCAGGUGGCUGUAAUUUCAACAUGGAUGCAAACCAGUGGGAGGAAACCUGUCAGCUCUUUCAGGACCCUGAUGAUGACUUUGACUGGAGGAUAGAUCACCAGACAGAGACACCGGGAGCUGGACCGCACACUGACCACAGCCCCGGUGGAGGAGGGAAAUUUCUCUACAUACACUCAGCCACUCAGAGGGAGGGCGACGUUGCCAGGGUGACGACCAGGCAUCCGUUUCCUGCCAGCAUCGGUCUGUGUCACCUGCGCUUCUGGUUCUUCAUGCACGGCUCAGACAGGAUGGGAACGCUGAAGGUCUAUACUUCAGGACCUAGUGGUACCAGUCUGUUGAUGUGGGCAACCACUGGAAACCAUGGCAACCAGUGGAAGUAUGCUAAUGUCAUCCUGUCCAACCCCGCACCUUUUAAAGUGACCUUCCAGGCAGAAGUGGGCGGAGACAUGUGGACAGACAUCGCCCUGGAUGACGUCUCCUACACCGCAGAGUGUACGGUCGGAGGUCCAGUAACUCCUCAGCCUCUCACCUGUGGAGUGGACCAGUUCCAGUGUGCAUACUCCUUUCAGUGCAUCCCAGAAAGCUGGCGGUGUGACGGAGAACCUGACUGCGCUGAUCGAUCUGACGAAGAGCAAUGUCCGACCUUGGGGCCCGGUACUCUUCCCCCUCAAGACAGCUGUCCAACUGGGUAUUAUCAGUGUUCCAACUCCCUCUGCCUUCCCUCCAUACUGCGCUGUGACAGAGUCCCCGACUGCCCUGAUGGAGAGGAUGAGUAUAGCUGCCCUCUGCUGCAGUGUGAGCUGGGAGAACUGGUGUGUGAACAAGGUCCACCUGGUUGUAUCCCACUUCAGAAGCGCUGUGACCACUCCACAGACUGUCUCCCCUUUCACUCUGAUGAGUCCAGCUGCCAUGAUUGUCCUCUGAUGUACUGCCUGGAUCACGGCUCAUGCCAUAUGCAGAGACACGGGCCUGUAUGCACGUGUGAUCCAGGGUGGACGGGAAACCGCUGCCAUGUGCGAGAGAAGCCAUCUCUCUCCACCUCGACACCUGAACCACAGGACACACAGCUGGACGCCGUGUACGUUGGCAUCGCCAUUGGACUGCUGCUGCUCGUCAUUGGCGUCGCCGUCUGCUCUCUGGCUUUAUGCAAGAAAAAAAGCUUAUUCAGAACAUCUGACCAGAUGGACAACAGGAUGAUGGAUAACCUGGCGUUUGACUGGAGAGCAGAGUCACUGGAUGAAGGACAAGUUGGUUGUCCCAGAGUUCACCCCAGGAAGAGUGCUGGUCAGGGGCUCUCCAUCAGUGUCUACCCCUGGAGGAGAGAGGUGGAGGGUUCAACCUGGAAAGGCGCCAAUCUGUCCUUCUCCAACCCACUGUACAAUUACCCCACUGACGCUAAUCGCACUGAGCACAAAAGCUCUGAUGCAUAAAAACAAUGGACUUCACGUAUUGACACUGCAGCAGGUUCGGGUCGGACUGAGUGUGCAAAUACUUAAUGAGUUUGUCCGGACUUGCUGAGACGCCAUGUAGAGGAUAACCACGCAAAGAAUUCCAAUAUUUUGCAAAGAAGGAGUUUGAAAGUCAGUUCUCAUCCGUCCAUCCGAUCAAUCCCAUAACCCUACCUGACCUUUGGUAAGACGCCAUUUACAGCGAAAUCAUUUUAAUGUUCUACGUGUUUCCCACACGAUAUGUUAAUAUGUGUUUGAAUAAAAGCUAGAAGAUGUAUGAACACAGCUCUAGGAAAGCCUAUGCUUUCUGAAUGUAAUCUAUUGGUAUUAAAACAUUGGAACAGCCA